AUGCACGUCCGCACCCCCUUUUUCGCCCUCACCCUCACCCUCCUCACCUCCCUCACCGGCACCUUCGCCGCUCCAGCCACCGAACCCGACAUCGCAGCCCGCCAAGCCGCGCCCUGCAACCCCGACUACGUGCCCUCCUCAUGUGGCGCAUGUCACUACUUCCGCGGCUGCACUAGCUUCCAAGGGGCGUGGAUCGUGCCAUGUCCUCGCUGUGACGCCACCGCGUGGUGCCAGUGCUACGGACCGUUCCCGAAUGGACCGUACUUUGAUCCGGGACCUGCUCCGACGACCACGCCGAGGCCUGCUCCGACUCCGACUCCUGUCUGA
Molecule: messenger RNA, 327 nt
Organism: Coniosporium apollinis CBS 100218
Lineage: Eukaryota; Fungi; Ascomycota; Dothideomycetes
Exons: 2
Coding region: 1-327 (108 amino acids)
Source: RefSeq, a predicted model, not a curated record